Diuraphis noxia (Russian wheat aphid) is the source of this 1461-nucleotide messenger RNA. RefSeq names its product septin 2 (gene Septin2). Gene Ontology annotation, molecular function: GTP binding. The record is from RefSeq and is a predicted model, not a curated record. Lineage: Eukaryota; Metazoa; Arthropoda; Insecta; Hemiptera; Aphididae.
UUGACGAUAAAAAAAAAAAAUUAAAAAAUAAGAAUAACAUUUAAAUUAGUAAACAUUGCCUUGUACUUUUGUAAUUAAUUUAAUUAAUAGGCGUUGUCGAAGAAAUCGUUCAACAAGUAACGAGAUUUUUUUCACGUCGACAUCAGACGUUGAUCGUUUGAAGCGGACACACGCCAUUUCUUCAGGAUCAUGGCCGCAGUAAUGAACAGACCGAAGGUUGAAGAGACCAACAAGUCGACAAUGCGCACCCUCAAUCUGAACGGACAUGUAGGGUUUGAUAGCAUGCCCGACCAGCUAACACAUAAGUCUGCUCAAAACGGCUUCGUGUUUAACAUACUGUGCAUUGGUGAAACAGGUCUAGGAAAAUCGACUCUUAUGGACUCAUUAUUUAAUACCAAUUUUGAAUCCACUCCAUCCACACACAAUUUGCCAAAUGUAAAACUCAAGGCUCACACUUAUGAAUUGCAAGAGAGCAAUGUUCAACUUAAGUUGACGCUUGUUGAGACAGUGGGUUAUGGUGAUCAAAUAAAUAAAGAAGACAGUUUCAAAUCUAUUGUAGAUUACAUUGAUACACAAUUUGAAUAUUAUUUACAAGAAGAACUGAAAGUAAAGCGUUUGCUGUCUACAUAUCACGACACAAGAGUUCAUACCUGUUUGUAUUUUAUCUGUCCUACUGGACAUGGAUUAAAAUCAAUUGAUUUAGUGUGUAUGAAAAAACUUGACACCAAGGUGAAUGUGAUUCCAAUUAUUGCUAAAGCAGACACUAUCUCCAAAUCUGAACUACAAAAGUUUAAGACAAAAAUAAUCACUGAAUUACGAUCAAAUGGAGUACAAAUCUAUGAGUGCCCUACUGAAGAUGAGACUAUAGCUGAUGUUAACUCUAAUAUGAAUUCUCAUGUACCAUUUGCUGUUGUUGGAAGCACAGAUUUUGCCAAAGUUGCUAACAAAAUGGUGCGUGCUCGUCAGUAUCCAUGGGGAACAGUUCAAGUUGAAAAUGAAUCACAUUGUGAUUUUGUUAAAUUGAGAGAGAUGUUAAUUAGAACUAACAUGGAAGAUUUGCGAGAAAAAACUCACGAAAAACACUACGAAUUGUAUCGAAAAAUGCGUUUGGAACAAAUGGGCUUUAGUGAUGUGGACAAUGAAAAUAAGCCACUAAGUUUCCAGGAAUCUUUUGAAGCAAAGCGUAGUCAUCAUUUACAAGAGCUGCAAAACCGUGAAGAUGAAAUGAGACAAAUGUUUGUUGUUAGAGUAAAAGAAAAAGAAGCAGAAUUAAAAGAAGCUGAAAAAGAGUUACAUGCCAAAUUUGAUAAACUGAAACGUGAUCAAGAUGACCAAAAGAAAAGGUUGGAAGAACAGCGAAGAAAGUAUGAAGAUGAUCUUAUGGAGUUCAGCAAAAGAAAGCAACAGUAUUCUAGCAUGGGACAUCAUACUCUCACAUUAGGCAAGAGUAAAAAGAAAUAA